Messenger RNA from Phymastichus coffea, 6307 nucleotides. RefSeq names its product cadherin-87A (gene Cad87A). Gene Ontology annotation, molecular function: calcium ion binding. The record is from RefSeq and is a predicted model, not a curated record. The coding region runs from base 461 to 6088 and encodes 1875 amino acids. NCBI's taxonomy places the organism in Eukaryota, Metazoa, Arthropoda, Insecta, Hymenoptera, Eulophidae. Gene Ontology annotation, cellular component: plasma membrane. Gene Ontology annotation, biological process: homophilic cell-cell adhesion. The transcript has 25 exons.
CGAUCCAUUCUACUUGGCAGUUACUGGGAGUCCAGUUCUCCUAUGGCUUGCUUUGCUACCGGAUUUCGCAUCAUGUGAAUUGUUUCUUUGCUUAAAUUUCUUAGCUCGUGAACCUCGUGAUAGUGUUCGCCAAAGAACAAUAGCUUUACCUAUAUGUUAUUAUAUUAGCAGCCCAGAUAUGACGUUAUAAUAGGAUAAAGAGUGAGAAACAAAGAAUAAAAAUAUUAAGAGAAAAAGAGAGAGGCAGACAGACAGAACGUUCCUUACGUUAACACUGGAAAUCAUUUGUGGACUAUCUCAUUAAAUUGGAUAUUGGUAAUUAAGAAUAAAUAUAAAGUUCAAUUUUGUAAACAAAGCAAAGAACUGCCAGUGUAACGACAUGGAUUAAAUCUGCUAAAUAUCGGAGACAUUCAAAAAGAGUUUUGAAUUGGUGUACAGAGUUUAGUUGGUGCUACUUGACAUGGACAACAAGCCGGCACAACUCAAGAACUGGUUUACAAUAAUUCGAAGAAGUGUACUGGGAUCUUUGCUGUUAGCUGUAUGUACCGCGGGGAGUGGAAAUGUGAAUGAGCCGCCAACUUUUGAGACAGGCGGCUACCCUGUUGGUAAAAUUCUAUCAGAAGCGACACCUGUUGGUUCAGAAGUAUUCAGACUGAAGGGUCACGAUCCUGAAGGUUCAUUAGUCAAGUAUGGAAUCCAACUCAAUGAAAAGUUCAUUGUCGAUGAGCGCACGGGCCUUAUGACUUUAGCUAAGCCUCUCGAUCGUGAGGAACUAGAUACUAUAAGGUUUCGUGUGACACUGGAGGACUCCGUUCCUCUGGAUCAGCAGCCAAACAUCGUCGGUGUAGAGGCUUACGUAAUCGUGUUGGAUGAAAAUGAUAAUCCACCGCAAUUUUUAGAAAUUCCCUAUGAAGCGAUUGUUGAUGAGGAUACGCCACCUGGCACGACCAUUCUGCCAACCAUUCGUGUCAUAGAUCCAGACCUCAUUGGCGAGAAUAUCCAAUUAACCUGUGUUCCUCUGUUACAGUUUCCAGAUGCUUGUUCUAAAUUUAGUAUUGUUGAUCUUAAUAAGAACCAAGAUAGUUACAUUGGAGCCCUAGUUCUUAACCAGUCGUUGGAUUAUAAAGAGCGAGCUUUCUAUCAGUUUUUACUUCAAGCGAGCGAUGGCAUCAACACUAACACGACCGACGUUGAAAUUAAAGUUGGUGAUAUUCAGAACAGCCCACCUGAAUUUUUAGGAUCUCUUAUUGGAAUUAUUAAGGAGGAUGACCCGAUCGGAACUUUAGUCAUGACUGUUAAGGCUAGAGAUGGAGAUCGUGGAAUGCCCCGCAAAAUUAUCUAUGAGCUGGUUACCAAUCCUUUUGACUACUUCCUACUGGAUGCAGAGAGUGGAGAAAUAUAUACUGCGAAACCUCUUGAUCGCGAAGCGCUUGAAAAUUCGACCGGCGUACUAACUUUUGAUUUGCGAGCUCGUGAGCUCAUCGAUGAUCAGCCUGGCAACGAUAGCAGUAGUACAUUCAUUGCUAAAGCUACUAUAACUAUCAAAGAUGUCAACGAUGAACCUCCUACGUUUAAUCGUAAAGAGUACAACGUUGUUAUUCCUGAGAAUAUUGCUAAUGGUACUCUUUUACCCCACCUAGGAAUGAUAGUCCGUGACCCUGACAUGGGUUUGAAUUCAAUGUUUUCUUUGCGACUUGAUGAUAUUACCGGAGCUUUUACGAUUGAACCUGGUCAUGCGGUAGGCAGUACGUCAGUUAAUAUUCGUGUAAACAACAGUUCUCUUGAUUAUGAGGAUCCUAAUCAACGAAAAUUUAUCAUUCUUGUAGUGGCUGAAGAAAUUUAUACGAAGACUCGACUUUCUUCUACAGCAACAGUUACAAUUGGCCUAACAGACAUAAAUGACAAUGCUCCUUUAUUUUCUAGUUUUUCAUAUACAGCUCAAAUCUCAGAAACAGCCAAAUCUGGCACAUCUAUAAUCACAAUUGCAGCUAAAGAUCGCGAUAGUGGCCGUUUUGGAACCGCUGGAAUAGUGUAUGAAUUAAUAGGUCGAGGUUCUGAGCACUUUAUUACAGAUACGAUGUCGGGAACUAUUUUCGUAGCACCUUGUCUAACCCCAGGAGUAUCACCUUGUCUUGAUUACGAAGAACGGACUGAGUACUUUUUAGAUUAUAAGGCCACAGAUGACCAUGGUAAAGGACAGAUAACAACAGUGCCGCUACGGUUAGAUCUAACUGAUGCAAACGAUAGUCCACCCAAGUUUAUACAAUCAAAUUGGAGAGCAGUAAUCGACGAGGGUGCUGAUGUGUUCGAGCCACCAUUGCGCAUUCAGGCGUGCGACCCAGACAAAAGCUCUAAAAUACAUUACUUGAUAGUGGAAGGAAAUGAUCUUGGCGUCUUUAAAGUCGAUCCAACUACAGGUGAAAUCACGAUUGUCAAACAUAAUCUUCUCACCGCUACAACUAACGUCAGUGAUGAUGUACUUACACUCACGGUCCAGGCAAGCGAUGGAACUUUUGCUGAUGAAGCCGUUAUUAGUAUCACUGUACGCGACGUCAACAAUAAUGCUCCUCGUUUUGCACACGAUUUCUAUACUGCCAGUAUCUCCGAAUUAUCAGCUCCAGGUAACAUUGUGGAGGAGCUCUCAGCCACAGACGCUGACAGUGGCCUUAAUGCUCAGUUAGUUUAUAGAAUUCAGAAAGGCGGCUUCAAUGACUUUGUUAUUAACAAAACGAAUGGUGCAGUUUACAUUUCGCGUAUGUUGGACUAUGAUCAGCAAAGUGUUUAUCAUCUAGAAAUAAUAGCUUCCGAUCAAGGUUCACCUAGUCUUACUGGAACAACGACUCUUAUGAUCAGUGUAGAAAAUAGCAACGAUAAACCGCCUUUCUUUGAGCCUGAGGUCCAACGAGCUGAAGUUACGGAGGAUACUCCUAUCGGUACAGUGAUCGCAUUGUUACAAGCCUCUGACCCUGACAUUGGUAAUCCCGAAGCGCUCAAUUUCGCUAUAUCUGAACCAAUCACUGCCAUUAACCGUCAUGGCCAACCUCUCUCAAAUAAGACGAGCGCUAACUUUAAAUAUUGUUUUGCCGUGGACAAGAAAACUGGCCAGGUAUCUGUAAUCCAAAAGCUCAAUCGAAAUGUCGCUGCCACAAUUAGCCUUCCACUACUUGUUAGCGAUACCUCUGCUUCGACUUUCCAACAAGGCAAAGGCUAUCUGAUUGUAACAAUAAUAGACGUUAAUCAUUUCCCCCCGGAGUUCAAUAGUCCAUGGACACAUCAACAACCACGAUAUUCCAUAGAAAUGCAGGAAGAACAGCCGAUUGGAGCAAUCGUCGGGGCUUUUACUGCAACUGAUGUAGAUAAUAAUAUUGCCAGUUAUGCAAUUGAACCACCCAGUCCUUAUUUCCAUAUUAAUAAUGUAACUGGUAUUGUUCGAACCAGUCAAAUCAUUGACUACGAGGAAACUAAACAAUUACAGUUCACUGUCGUCGCUUAUGACACAGGAGUACCACAGCUUGUUUCGAAAGCGAAUAUUUCUGUAAUGAUUGUUAAUAUUAAUGAUGAAGAUCCAAAAUUUGAACAAGAUUUCUACAAUACUACAAUUAAAGAAAACUCUCCCCCGGGCACUCGAAUUACUGUAGUCAAAGCAUAUGAUGCAGAUGAUGGUAGUUUCGGAGAAGUUACUUACAGCUUAAUAGGAGAUCAUGUAGCAGACUUUAAUAUUGAUCAUGAAACCGGAGAAAUCACCGUUGCUGCUGCUACAGUUUUGGAUCGUGAGUUCAUACCAGAAAUAACAGUUUCAGUCAUGGCAAAUGACAAAGCUCCUUUAAGUUCACGUAGAUCUACAUCAACUCGUGUUGUCAUAAGACUUAUAGAUGUUAACGACAAUCGACCAAUCUUUACACAGCACAGUUAUCGUGCAUCGGUUGCUGAAAAUUUAUCUGUAAAUCCGCCAGCGCCAAUUUUACAAGUUAGCGCCAUUGACCCAGAUGAAGGUAUAAAUGGAGCAGUAUGGUACAAAAUAAUUAAAGGAAACGAUAACGAUUCUUUCACAUUAAAUCCUGAAACCGGAAUACUAUAUCCAGCACUUUCUUUAUUGGAUAGAGCUCAAUCUUAUCAAAUUAAAGUUGAAGCUAGAGAUGUGGCCGGUAAGGGACUCCACUCAGACACGUGUAAUAUCUACAUCCGGGUAAUUACAGUGAAUCAGCAUAAACCGCAGUUUAUUAUACCAGAAUUGCCUAAUACCACUGUUGAAGUUCCUGAAAAUGAUGAAGAGCCAAGUUACUUAGUAAUGACGAUCAAAGCCAUUGAUAAAGAUUCGGGUGACAAUGGAAAAGUUAGUUAUCACAUGAAAGUUGGCAAUAGAAAUGUCCAAGAAACUGAGGAAUUUUCAAUUAAUCAGGAAACUGGAGAGUUGCGGUCUAAAAUAAUUUUAGAUCGCGAAACUAAAAAUAAAUUUGAGAUUGUUCUGGUCGCUGCUGAUCAUGGAACUCCUACCGCUUAUGAAACGCUUCGCCUACUGACUAUUGUUCUCAUUGAUGCGAAUGACAAUGCACCAGAAUUUUUUGAAGAAUACCAUUAUAGCGUUCCUGAAAAUCAUCUUAAGAAUUAUUAUAUCGGUAAAGUCACUGCAGAAGAUAAAGAUGAGGGAAAAAAUGCUAAAGUAUAUUACUAUAUAAAGUCUGGAAAUAAGAACAAAUCUUUCUACAUCAAUAAGUCAGAUGGAAGUAUUUAUACAAAUUGUUCGUUUGAUCGUGAACAGUACGACAGUUAUCUGCUUACAAUUCUUGCAGCAAAUGAUCCAGAUCUUUAUAUCGAAACAAAAGAUUUCGAUCAUUUGCGUAAGAAUCCAGAACAUGGAUACGUUAAUGUCACUAUUAAAAUUUUGGAUGAGAACGAUAAUCCUCCAAUUUUUCAACAAAGUACCUAUUAUGCUGGCGUUAAUACUGUAGCAAAUAUAAAUGAAUUAGUGACUAAAAUUACAGCAUCAGAUGCUGAUUUAGGUGAGAACGGCACCCUUCAAUUUUAUGUUGCGAGUGCUAACCUUUACAAACAUGGAUCGUAUUCAUCAAGUGGAUCAAUUGUACCAAGUCCAUUUAAUAUUACUCAUGACGGAAAACUUGUAACAAGCAGUUACAUGGCUGAAUAUAAUCAAGACCGUUUCAUUAUUGAAAUUGUUGCUAAAGAAAUUGCUUCACCUGAGAGAUUCGUAAUAGCCAAAGUUUACAUAUGGAUAUUCGAGCCACGUCAACUUAUACGUGUCAUAGUAUCUCGAUCACCGGAAGAAGUAAAUCGUAAUAAAGAUGAAAUAAUAUUAAAAUUGUCCAAUGCUACUCGUAAUAAAGUAGUAGUAGAUGAUAUACGUUAUCAUGUUGACUCCUCUGGUCAUAUUCGUCGUGAAUGGUGUGACAUAUAUCUACAUGUAGUCGAUACUAAAACGCAAACUAUUUCGCCCAUACCGCAAGUUUUAAAAAUUAUUGAUUCAAAAUAUAAUUUUUUGAAAGAUUAUUAUACUGGCUUAGCAAUCGAGAACGUUAUACCAGCAUAUAUAGGUGUUCAAGAAGACUCAUUUGAUAUCGCAUUAGUGGCACUUGUAGCUUUAAUGAUGGUACUUCUGAUUGGCAUAGUUACGAUUAUAAUCGUUUGUUGCUACUUCAAACACUGGGUGGUUCGAUUUCCGAAUGACAUAAGCAAAAAAGAUGGUCUCAUUAAACAACAAAUUAUCGACGAACUUAAUACAACUGAAAACCCACUUUGGAUUGAACAAAAAAUGAAGUUAUAUGAAGAGCAAGAGCUAACCAUGCAUGUAUUCAGUGAGCCUGAAUCUGGUUUAAGUGUUAACAGACGUGGAAGUAAUCUGAGCCUUGUAAUGGGUGAUACAUCGCAUGAUAACAUGUAUGCUACGAUACAACAACCACUAUCAUCCAAAGCUUUUUCUUCUUCUACACCAGAUUACACAACUCUUCCAGAACAUGCUAACUUACAUGAUUCAACAAUGGGCUUUCAAGGAUCAACAUUCCAACCAUCCGCAAUGUCUCAAUUAACAUUAGAUAAUGAUGGACAACCUCAACUUGUUUCAGGCUUGGUCUAAAUUGCUUUAUAAUGAAAUUCACACAAUUUGGAAAUAGAAAACUUUUAAAAUUGAUGCGCAGAAAAAAAUCAUUUGAGACAUAAUUUAGAAGUAUUAUUAGACAGACGAGGUAAAAUAUUACCGAUGCAGUUACCUAUUCGGUGAAAUAAGAAGAUAAAAUAUGCUCAAAUUUAUAGACUAUUAAUAUACUGUAUGGCAUAGUACCCGAACUUUAUAAUA